GUUUUACAGCAAGGAAAUACGAUACCUAGCAUGCUCUGUACAUUAUCCACCUAAUCAACAAGUACAUACACACACCGGCACAGCUCCUCCGUGAAAGUGGUGCUUCAGACAGACAAUGCUCUCCUCCCCGGCCAAACGGCGCAAGACGAGCGAGACAACAGCCGCCGCAAUCGACGCGUCGCAGACGAACCAGAAAGCCCACGAAAAUAACAGUCGAGUGCACCAACGUCGCCCGUCGUUUCAGUCUCCCACGCAAGCAAGUCUAGCGAGAUCGCAUCCGGACGUUCUAGCACGUGCGCUUAGUCGCUCACCAACGAGACCCCUGCGUAAUGAUAACGGUAGCGAGAAUGAUCAGCAGAAGGAGCAAGAACUGGUGGAUUCGAGAACGUUCGGUUUGCGCGAUAGGAAGGCUCUUCGGCCAUCGAUAGCUCCUGGUGCGAGUCCAACGGAUGUUUCGACAUUAUCGCCGCGCAGUGCGUUUGCUGCUCCCCCGCGACGGGUAUCAAGGAAAAUCGGGCCGUUAGAUCUAGCAUUCGGGACCCCUGAGGUGAAACCGGAGAACGAGACGGCAGACCCGUCGCCUGACGAUACACCAGGGGAUCAAUUGGAGGAAAUGGGCAACGAUGCGAAUGAAGACAACAUGGAUCAGGGUCCCUCGUUUUUGGACAGACUAGAAGAACCAGAGCUACCCCCGACACCUACUCAGUUAGGGCUGGAGAAGCCACCUGGUCGACCGAAGGGGCUUUUGAGCAGCAGCCCUUCUGCUCGGUAUGAAAAGAGGGCACGGCGACGAAUCGAUGAUACCAAAUCAAGCGCACUGAAGCUGGAAAGUUUCAAUACAACUGGCGAUUCAACGACGAAGGAUUUGAAUACGGACAGAGCGCCAUUGCCAGAGUCUGAGCUGAAAAAGCGACAGAAUAAGAAGGAGCUUUCCGCUGAAUUAAAACGAUUAAAGGACGACGUUGCGGAAUUGGAAGCAUGGACCGAGAAUCUGAACAACCCAGACAUGAAGACGGAGUCGCCCAAGGAUCUUAACAAACUCAUCUCCUUGUUGUCAUCGGAAAAUGCUUCUCAUAAGCAAUCGUCACCUCCAACAAACGCCUCAAUCUCAUCCAUCCUCUCCACCUUACUGCCCUUCUCUUCAAAAGUUUCUUCCAAGCCCGUACACGAACCGCCAUUACCAACCAACCCCUUUACCCUGAAAGAACACGCGCAAGCGAAGCAAUACCUGACAGUCUUCGCGCCAUUGUCCGUAACAACACAUUCCAACAAAGUAUCUGCCUCAAAAUCAGCACCCCUAACUGAAUCGCAUAGCCUGACAUUAUCAGCCGGGCCACCAUUUCCGCCAAAACUCUACAACAUAACCAUUAACUACGAGACAAACCCAGAAACACAAUCCCUAAUAUCCGUAUUUAUACCAGAGAGCGACGGAUCGACAAAUGUGCCAGGCGGACUACUCCGCUGGAUUGACACUAGACUAUCAAACCCACUUCUGAAACUCGACGUCUCUGGUCUAUGCUGGGGCACCAAUCGCUACUGGGAAGCAUCCAUCUCGCGCGCACAAGUAUGGUCGAGGAUCGAAGCUCGACAUUCCAAACUACUUGCACAUCGUAACCACCGGGAGUCAAAACACAAAGAAGACACAACCGACCUCCGCCAUGUACUUCCCCAUCUCGACCGCACGAGCAUGACAUUCUCUCUAAAAGAUACAUCCAAAUCCCUCCGGGUGCUCAUUUCGUGCGCAUUAACCCUCGACGAAUGGACAAGUGAGCCGCGACUACUUCCCGAGAUCAGUAUCUCGUCUCCGGCUGCAUCGAGCAAGAAGAUAGAACAAGAGACUAAGAAGUUGUUUAAUACUCUCUUAAGGGGAGAGCAGGGGACGGAUAGCGACGGCGUUGGAGGCGAUGUUGAGGCAGAUGCUAUUGUGCGAGCUGUUGAUGGUGUUGUGGGAGUGUUGUUUGGUCUUGAUGAUACCCAUGUUCAAGGAUUCAAAGGGAAGUUGCCUGUGAGGUGAUGGAAUUGAGGGUAGAUUGUUAUGAAUAUUUGUAUACAUAUAGGUAUAUAGUAACGGUAAAUAAUAUGGGACGAUUCAAACAAGCAUAUGCAUACACGAUUCUAGGUGGGAGAGAUAGGGCACAUUUUCUUCGAACAAGUAAACCAUUUGUAGAGCCAGUUAUUCCCUUGGGAACAAGUCUCCAACCUAACUCCGGGUACUUUUCACCAGAAAUAAGAUACAACAGGAAAUUGGGGACAUCAUUUAUUUAAAAAAAAUUCGGAGCAUUUUUUUUACCGACAAAGGUUUAAAAGGAAAAAGAGACCACGCCAUGCCACAGUACACUAGUAAUCCCCGACUUGAAAAACGACCCGAUCAUCAUUAACAGAGAGUCAAAUUGUCUAUUUCUUGGCAGCAGCAGCCUCAUCAGCCUUAGCCUUGGCGCGCUUCUCCCGAGUACCCCGGAGACGGGCCUCACUGCGGGCAUCCCGCAAGCGUCUG
Molecule: messenger RNA, 2494 nt
Organism: Aspergillus glaucus CBS 516.65
Lineage: Eukaryota; Fungi; Ascomycota; Eurotiomycetes; Eurotiales; Aspergillaceae
Exons: 2
Coding region: 116-2014 (632 amino acids)
Source: RefSeq, a predicted model, not a curated record